AGCACAUAGACGACACAUUCAAAUGAAUACCAUAGCAUGAGAAAGUUGAAGAGCAAGAGCGAAUAGUUCGGCCAAAAGGCUAAAGUAACCGAAUAGAACGAAAACAAAAGGAAAAACUCAAACAGUUAGAAUUUGUUAAAUCAAAAUAUGUGUUUUUGAAAUAACUGUAUAUGAAUGAACAGCAUAUUAAAUAGUUGCAUUGGCUGAAAACAUUAACUCAAAAGUACAUAAGAAAUGUAACUGGUAUUUUUUGAGUUUCAAAGUAACUUGAUUUGGUGAAUAGCCGUUUUUUGUGUUUUAUCGCGGUUUUUAACAAAGAAAAAAUGUCUAACCAAUUACCGUACACAGUGGAAUACUCAAAUAGCAACAGAUCCAGAUGUAAAAAAUGCUUGGAGAUAAUUCCAAAGGAUUCACUUCGUUUAGCCAAAAUGGGUCAAUCGCCUUUUGCUGAUAAACAAGAUGCGCAUUGGUACCACAAUGAAUGCUUUUUCGAGAGCAUUUUAAUGGAUCCGUUUUUUGCUAAUCAGUUAGCAGAGGUUUCAAUACGUGGCUUUACAAAUUUGCGCUACACCGAUCAAGAGAAUCUUCGAAAACGGAUUAAAAGUAGACAAAACGAUGGUGAAUCUACAAUGAAGAAACAAAAAACAGAUUUACAACCAGAAGAUAAAGAUUUGAACGAAACCAUCGAAAAACAGACCAAGGAAUACUAUGAAUUACGCAAUAAACUUGAUGCUGAAAUGAAGAGACCAAAUUACAUUAACAUUUUAGAAGAAAAUGACCAAUAUAUUCCCGAAGGGAGAGCUAAUAUUUUGAAUCAUGUCGCUGAUAUCAUUUAUUUUGGUGCAAUAAAACCAUGUAAAAAUUGCAAUGCCAAUUUCAUCUUCGACGGGAAUUCCGGUUAUUUGUGUCAAGGAUACCAAUCAGCAUGGGCAAAAUGCAAUCAAAUUUUGAUUGAACCUGAAAGGCAAUCAGUGAAAAUUCCAAAAGAUAUUCAGGAAAAAUUUCCAUUUUUGGCUAAAGAGUUUCAGAUACAACAACGAACAAUCUCAUCCAUUUAUACGAGUCCACAAUCCGAAAGCGCAAAUGCAUCGAUCUAUACUAAUGAAAUAAAGCUUCAAACGAUUAUGUUGAAAGAUCUAAAAAAUGUUGAUGAAGAGUCCGGAUUGAUAAAUUUUGCACAUGUACAUUGUGCAGGAGAACUAACAUAUUCCAUUACGUUAACCAAAGUUGAUGGAUUUAAAAAUUCGUAUUAUAAAAUGCAAUUGCUUGAAUCGGAUAGAACACAUGAAAACAAUUAUUGGGUGUUUAGAUCAUGGGGUCGUAUAGGUGAAAAAGGAAAUAAUAUAAAAAACGAAUUCAGCUCACUGGGAGACGCUCAGCAUUUCUUUGAAACACACUAUUUAGAUAAAACGGGCAAUUGUUUUGGUAGCGAUGAGUUUGUCAAAUACCCGGGAAAAUACUAUAAAAUGGAUAUUAAAUAUGAUGAAGAUGAACAACAGAAGAUAAUUGAGAAAAAGCAACUGGUCAAGUCAAAUUUAAAAAAGUCAGUUCAAGAUCUUAUUGAACUUAUUUUCGAUGAGGAUAUGUUGAAUCAAACUAUGCUAGAAUUUAAAUUGGACAUACAACGAAUGCCACUUGGCAAAAUAAGUCCGAAGCAAAUUCAUGAUGCAAUGACGAUUCUUAAAGAUAUCUCCGAAUUAAUUGAAAAGAAUGCUUCUCGGAGCGAACUUUGCGAGAAAUCGAAUCAAUUCUACAGUCUAAUUCCACAUGAUUUCGGUGUUAAACGUGUGCCAGACAUUGAUACAUCUGAGAUGGUUGCAAUGAAAGUUGAAAUGCUCGAAACACUAUCGCAAAUUGCUGUAUCAUACACAUUUUCGAAUAAAAAUCUCAGUGAAAAUAAGAACAUAUUGGACAGUUGUUAUGAACAAUUAAACGCCCACAUUAACCCGAUUGAGAAACAUUCAGAAGAUUAUAAUUUGAUUAUAACGUAUGCCAAGAACACACAUUCUGCGAUUCAUGAUGAAUACUUUUUGGAUAUUGAGGAUAUAUUCACAGUUUCACGUGAAGGAGAAAUUAAACGCUACGAAACGUUCCGAAAACUUCAUAAUAAAAAAUUGCUGUGGCAUGGUUCAAAACUUGCGAAUUUCGUGGGAAUUUUGAGCAAAGGUUUGAAAAUUGCACCACGGGAAGUGCCGAGAAAUGGAAGCAUGUUUGGUAAUGGUAUCUAUUUUACUGAUACUGUGUCAAAAGCAGCCAAUUAUAGUAGAGCACAAUGUAAAAACGAUGUUGGUCUAAUGUUGCUAUGCGAAGUUGCACUGGGUGAUUCGAUGGAAUGUUUUGACGGGAAUAAUGUUACCAAAGACGGACAAAAGCUGCCAAAGGGUUUUCAUUCCAUUAAAGGUGUUGGCAAAGGAUUUCCCAAUCCAAAAGAAGGGCGCCUUAUUUACGAGGAUGUAGAAGCACCUGUAGGUGAAAUGGUUGAAAAUGCCAGCAUCAAAUCAGCACUUCUGCACAAUGAAUACGUUGUUUAUGAUGAGGCUCAAGUCAAAAUAAAAUAUCUUAUCAAAACAAAAUUUAACUAUUCACGAAAAUGAUAUUCAUAAGUAUGCAAUAUUAAAUGAUGAUUAAAUGAAUAAAUUUGAAAAUGAAAUUAAUUCGGUUAAUUUGAUUAU
This is a messenger RNA of Contarinia nasturtii (swede midge), 2672 nucleotides long. RefSeq names its product poly [ADP-ribose] polymerase-like. The transcript has 7 exons. Lineage: Eukaryota; Metazoa; Arthropoda; Insecta; Diptera; Cecidomyiidae. Gene Ontology annotation, molecular function: zinc ion binding; NAD+ poly-ADP-ribosyltransferase activity; DNA binding. The record is from RefSeq and is a predicted model, not a curated record. The coding region runs from base 324 to 2594 and encodes 756 amino acids.